Chionomys nivalis (European snow vole) is the source of this 2116-nucleotide messenger RNA. RefSeq names its product basal body orientation factor 1 (gene Bbof1). The transcript is spliced from 12 exons. The record is from RefSeq and is a predicted model, not a curated record. Bases 66 to 1706 code for a protein of 546 amino acids. NCBI's taxonomy places the organism in Eukaryota, Metazoa, Chordata, Mammalia, Rodentia, Cricetidae.
GACCGAGUCUGCCCAGGUGGCGGCCACCAGGAGACAACGGCGGUGAUACUCCUGGAAAAGUCAAAAUGCCGGCAAAGGACAAGAGGAAAGGCAAGAACAAAGGCAAAGAAAAAGACAAGAAAGUAGUGAAAGCAGAGGACCAAGUGGUUGAGCAAGCCAAGGCCAAUGCCUCUCUUUGGGAGGCCAGAUUGGAAGUCACAGAACUCUCUAGGAUUGAGUAUCGUGAUACUUCCCGAAGACUGGCAAAAAAUAAUGAAGACUUAAAGAAACAGCAGUAUAAAUUGGAAAAAGACACUAUGUCUGUAUUAAGCUACUUGAAGAAGCAGGAUCAGGAGAAAGAUAAUAUGAUAGAAAAACUGAAACAGCAAUUAGUUGAAACAAAGGAAAAAGCCAAAGAAGAGAAGGAAAAAUUGGAACAAAAGUAUACUAUGCAAAUAAAUGAGUUGGAGGGACAGUUUUAUCAAAAAGCCAAAGAAAUUGGCAUGAUUCAGACAGAGUUAAAGACAAUAAAACAAUUCCAGAAGAGAAAAAUCCAAGUGGAAAAAGAAUUAGAUGAGCUGAAAGAAAAUUUAAGAAACUCAGAGAAAAAACAUCAGGAGACUCUUAGAAGACUAGAAAGCAGAUUUUUUGAAGAAAAGCACCGUCUGGAACAAGAGGCUGAGAAGAGGAUAAUAAUGCUGGCCGAGAGAGCCCACCAUGAAGCUGUGGUGCAGUUGAACAGUGCUGGGAGAAAUGUUUUCAAAGAGAACGUGUAUCUUCACAAGGCGCUUACAUACCACUUGAAGGAAGCUGAAGUGCGACAGAAAAACUCCAAGAAGUUACAAGAAAGUCAUUCCUGCCUUUUACAUCAAAAGGAAAUCAACGAGCUAUUGGUUAAGGAAAAGAUUAUGCAACUUACCCAGCAGAAAUCACAAAUCCAAACUCUUCAGAAGAAGGUGGUGAGCUUGGAGAAUGCUCUGACCUAUAUGACCACGGAGUUUGAGGCUGAAGUUUUGAAACUGCAGCAAAAGGCAAUUAUAGAGAACCAAGCAGGUCAGGUAGAAAUUGACAAGCUGCAGCAGCUUCUUGAGAUGAAGGACAGGGAAAUGAAUCGAGUGAAGAAGCUGGCUAAGAACAUCCUGGACGAGAGGACAGAAGUUGAACAGUUCUUUCUCGAUGCUCUAUACCAAGUGAAGGAGCAGAUUCUCAUCAACAGGAAGCAAUACAAGCAGAUAGCACAAGCUGCUUUCAAUUUAAAAAUGAGAUCAGCAUGUGAGGGAAGGACGGAGUAUCCCAAAAUCAGGACCUUUGAUGGCAAAGAGCACAGUACCAAUAGUGUGAAUCAGGAUCUCAUGGAGGCUGAAAAAUGGCCAAGUACUCAAAAAAAUGUGGAUAUUAGAGAUUUGACCUGGGAGCAAAAGGAGAAAGUCUUAAGAUUGCUCUUUGCAAAAAUGAAUGGUUUUGCUGCGAGGAAAUACAAGCAGAGCUCUAAGCCUCCUGUUCCAGACCAUAUUAUUCCUGACAGUGAAGAAAUGAAAGAAACUGGGGAUGAAAUUAACCUUCCAGAUCAAACCUUCAUCACCCAGCAAGCUCCAGUAUCAGACUCCAAUACAAUGAUGUCACCUGGUGUUAUUUCUAAAGGAUUACAGGACUUUGACAGAGGGCCUAUGAAACAGAGCAGAAAAGAUGAUGCCACAGCAGCUGCCAGCCGGUCCUUCCUUAUGUAAUCUUGCUCUGAAGAUGUUCAAGAAAGUUUCUCAAAGGAAAAGAAAGUUCGAACUCAAAAGUUACCUGUUUGCCAUAGAAAUUGGUGUCUCCCCUGAAGGAAGAUCGAGAGCCGGUGAAGGAAAACAUUGGCAAAGGCACUGGAAUGGGGACAUUCACGCCCACCUAAAGAGAACAAACAAACGCACAUCAAGUACUGAUCACAGCUCAAUCCACAGAGAGUCCAUGUAGAAGCACCAAGACUACAGAGACCAAUUUUAUUUUUCUCUUUGGAUUUUAGAUUUUGCUUGGUUUGGUUUUUUUAGAGGUAGCAAUUUUUGAGUAGUCAUCUUUGCACCCUGUGCUUCACCCUAAGAAUUUUUAUAACCGAGGAAAGGAUGGGGAAUUAUGGGCAAUUAAAGGUGCAGUCUUC